AUGCCCUUGACGAUCAGUCACAGGGGACAUACGUACAAGCGGAGCUGGGCGAUGAUCGCUUCGGUCACACGAGCGCUUGAUGGUCGGAAAGUCGAACUGGCUGACCCGAAAUGGCAGAUGAAGGCCACGCGGAGUGACGUUGCCUUUAUUUUCGAAGGCGACUCUGGCAGUGGAGAAGUGCCGCUGCUCGACCAAAGAGUCAAGUCGAUCAACGAGCUUGGCAAGUGGAUCGACUCUUACGGCGGCCUCAAGAAAAUCCUGGAACGCUGCGAAGGAAAAUGUCUGAAGCUGAUUGAAUUGCUGUGCGAAAUGCCGAACUGGAACGACAGUUUGCUCUACGGCCCAGUGGGAAAUGAAAGAAUGUGGAUUUUGAAGCGCGCCCAGCUUCUUUGCGCGGAUCUGUGGUACUGUGGGAUGCAGAGCGAAGAAACUGAAAUUUCAAAGCUCUGUAAAUUCGAGGAUAUCCACCAGUUGAGUGCAUUUGCAGACUACAGAAUACCGCAAUCGUUGGAAAGCAUGGGCGCGUUAGAAUAUAGUGAGCAUCUGAAAAAGCUGCUAAACGAGCAACACCGGUUCAAGCCAGGAGAGCAAGAAGAAGUGGAAAUCCGUGCUGUCUCCGUUCACGCCGCUCAUUUGGUAGCGAAUGAACUUCGGAACUGCGAAGAGUUCAAAAGAAGUUUGCAAAGAUCACCGACGUAA
Messenger RNA from Oikopleura dioica, 699 nucleotides. The record is from the annotation of a GenBank genome assembly. NCBI's taxonomy places the organism in Eukaryota, Metazoa, Chordata, Appendicularia, Copelata, Oikopleuridae.